This is a messenger RNA of Trypanosoma rangeli, 702 nucleotides long. RefSeq names its product 26S proteasome regulatory subunit, ATPase 3, interacting protein. The transcript has a single exon. Gene Ontology annotation, molecular function: recombinase activator activity; double-stranded DNA binding. Bases 1 to 702 code for a protein of 233 amino acids. Gene Ontology annotation, cellular component: condensed nuclear chromosome; DNA recombinase auxiliary factor complex. NCBI's taxonomy places the organism in Eukaryota, Euglenozoa, Kinetoplastea, Trypanosomatida, Trypanosomatidae. The record is from RefSeq and is a predicted model, not a curated record. Gene Ontology annotation, biological process: meiotic joint molecule formation; homologous chromosome pairing at meiosis; meiotic strand invasion involved in reciprocal meiotic recombination.
AUGGCUCGCAAGAAGGCAUCGAAGAGUUCAGACGGAAAUGACGCGGAGACGGCCGUUCUGCGAUGGUUCGAGUGUGAGGGGGAGCCAGCGACAGUGCAGUCCUUAACAGACGCACUUGGAAGUAAGUUUGGGAAGGCGCUGGUGCAGAGUGUUCUGGAGCAGUGUGUGAGUGAGCAGAGGCUGCAGGCUAAGGAUAUCAAGAAGGCUAGGUUCUAUUUCCUCCUCCCACCUGGGGCUGCGGAAAAUCACGGGGGGGAUUGCCUUGUGGAUCCUGCAAGGCUAGAACUUGUGCAACAACUUCAACAACAAACAAGGAGUCUUUCAGAGCUCACUGCAGGGUUAAAUACACUUCUUCAGCAGGCUUCCGCCUCAGAGCGGGCUGCGAACAUCGCCUUGUUGUCCACUGAGUGCGCCACACUCACGCAACGUUUGGAGACCGUGAAGCGGGAAACGAUUAAAAGGCGUGACGUGGCGGAUGAUGAAGACAUUUUGCUCCUAAUUCGGCGGUACAAAAGAGCCAGAGAACUUUGGAGGGAACGUAAACGCAUGACAGAGCAUAUUAUUGAUGCGAUCUUGGGGGACAGCUGUGACUCCAAGGAGCUCGCAGAUCAAUUUGGUCUUAUUAGUGACCAGGAGGCAGGGGUCUCUCUUGCUGACACAGCGAUUGCAUUGCCGCGAGUUGAGGAUCCCGCAGCUGUGUGA